AUGCCCGCGCGUGUCACGUCUGCAUGGGUCCGCCCGGGCUUUCCGGCCGGAGUGUUAGAACGUUGCGGCGCCCCGCGUUCGCGCCUGGAACGUCGCGGGCCUGAACGUUCCACGGGGAGUGCGGGUUUGGAACGUCGCGGGCCUGAACGUUCCACGGGGCGACCCGCGACCGGGGUUGGAACGUUGCCGGCCUGAACGGAGGGCUCCCAUCGGGUGACAUGAGCGACUCCGGCGGAGGAGGAGGCGGCGGCGAGCCGGGCGUGAGCAGCGGGACGAGCCCUCUCCGGGCUUACCCGGAGCUGCCGGUCUGGGUGGUGGAGGAUCAUCAUGAUGUACUGCCUUUCAUUUACCGAGCCAUUGGUUCGAAACAUCUUCCUGCCAGCAACAUCAGUUUUGUCCACUUGGACUCCCAUCCCGAUCUUCUGAUACCAGUGAACAUGCCUGCAGAUACUGUGUUUGACAAAGAGACUCUGUUCAGCGAGAUAAGUAUUGAAAAUUGGAUCAUGCCCGCUGUUUAUGCUGGCCACUUUUCACAAGUGUUAUGGCUCCAUCCACCGUGGGCUCAGCAGAUCGAAGAAGGAACCCAUCACUUCUUAGUGGGUAAAGACACCUCAACCACGACAAUAAGGGUGACAAGCACCGAGGGCUACUUCCUUUCCGACGGUCUUUAUGUCCCUGCCGACCAGCUGGAAAACCAGAAGCCUUUGAAUCUGAGCGUCCUCCUUGUGAAUCCCACCAAGCCCUCCGCCAGCCGGGAGGGAAGCAGCGCGUCUUCUGCGAAGAGACUCAGGUUAAGCGAUGACACGAGAGACGCCGCCAUUGCCUCUUCCUCGACAGACACGGAGGUUCUUCUUCCCUGUGGCUCUUCAGACGCGCAGCCUGAAGCAUUAGGAACGAGCGCCCAAGCACAAGAGACAGCAGAGGACUUCCAGAGUUCCCCGGCCUCCUGCUCCUUCGGCAGCCACUCCUGUCAAACCACGGAACUUAUCAAAGACGUCCUCCAGGCGUUGCAGAAGGACGCCGCUUACGUUUUGGAUAUUGACUUGGAUUUUUUUUCCGUUAAAAAUCCUUUCAAAGAAAUAUACACUCAGGAAGAGUACAAGCUCUUACAAGAACUUUAUAAUUUUAAGAAGCCAAACAGAAAUGCCUCAGAGGAGGAUUUGCUAGACUGCGUUGAGAAUCGCAUCCACCAGUUGGAAGAUCUGGAAGCGGCGUUUGCAGAUCUCUGCGACGACGACUCCGAUGAGAUUCUGGAAAGAUGGGCUUUAAAUCCUGGGAUGACGCCUCUAAUCCCACUUGUACAUAGUCUGAAGAACCGAAUGAGAACCCCUAACUACGAAUUGACUCAUCAAGCUGGGCUGACCUGCGAUUACUCAGAAAUUCCUCACCACGUCAGCACCGAGGAGGAAAUAGAAGAUCUCGUAGAGGCUGUGAAACAUCUCUUGAGGAAUCUGCCAAAGCCCACUCUUGUGACCAUCGCCCGGUCCAGCUGGGAUGACUAUUGCCCUGCGGACCAGGUGGAGCUGAUACAAGAGAAGGUUUUGAGUGGUCUGCGCUCGAUAUAUGGCACCCUCGAGGUUCAUUUAGAGUACUUGGAAGAUUUCAGCCCUGCUGGAACUGAUUCUUCGGCCACCGCGUGAUUUGUACACUGGAAAUACGUGGGUGUUUUUUGUCUCUGUAGACAAACAUUACAGAAGCAAAUGCUUUUCUAGGAGUUUGUAUUUCACUUGCGACACUGUUCUUGAUGCUUUCGACCCAAACACUUCCUGUUUUAACUGAAACUCUCUGCUGCUAGGGAGAGAAAGUGUGUGUGUGUGUAUGUGUGUGUGUGAGAGAGAGAUAAUUUGCCUGAAAGAAGAGAGGAGUCUGGGAAAUGGUUCUCUCUUUUCAGUAGUUAAACCAGCAGAGCUUUUGAGAAAGGAAUCCCAACAGAAACAACAACUGCGGUGUGCACACUGAACUUCAAUAAAGAUAACUUCAAUACCAA
Heteronotia binoei (common prickly gecko) is the source of this 1987-nucleotide messenger RNA. It is a transcript of the gene C7H5orf22, whose product is annotated as chromosome 7 C5orf22 homolog. The record is from RefSeq and is a predicted model, not a curated record. The transcript is spliced from 9 exons. NCBI's taxonomy places the organism in Eukaryota, Metazoa, Chordata, Lepidosauria, Squamata, Gekkonidae. The coding region runs from base 219 to 1640 and encodes 473 amino acids.